Molecule: messenger RNA, 333 nt
Organism: Exophiala spinifera
Lineage: Eukaryota; Fungi; Ascomycota; Eurotiomycetes; Chaetothyriales; Herpotrichiellaceae
Exons: 3
Coding region: 1-333 (110 amino acids)
Source: RefSeq, a predicted model, not a curated record
AUGCCCACCGUCCACAUUGUCCUGUUCAAACUCAAGUCGUCCCUGAGUGACUCGGAAAAGAAAGAGUUCUGUGAUGAUAUGCUGGGCUUAAAGGCAACUUGCAUACACCCAACCUCGAAAGAACCCUAUAUCGUGUCUGCAUCAGGUGGUGUCGACAACAGCCCAGAGGGUGCUCAGGGCGGCUUCACACAUGGCUUCGUGGUCGAGUUCGCAUCAAGUGAAGAUCGGGAUUACUAUGUGGCCAAAGAUCCUGCUCACCAAGCCUUUGUCAAGAAAAACAGUCCAAGAUUUGACGAUGUCAGAGUGGUUGACUACGAGAAGGGGGUGUACUGA